Molecule: messenger RNA, 388 nt
Organism: Emericellopsis atlantica
Lineage: Eukaryota; Fungi; Ascomycota; Sordariomycetes; Hypocreales; Bionectriaceae
Product: cytochrome P450
Exons: 1
Coding region: 121-378 (85 amino acids)
Molecular function (GO): monooxygenase activity; iron ion binding; heme binding
Source: RefSeq, a predicted model, not a curated record
CAGGCGAAUGUGAAUGUGGGCGCAGGGGCGGAGCCCGUUUCCAGUACCUAUCCCAGUUCCUCUUUCUUAGCCCCGCGCUGACUCCGCCUUGAAGCCGCUAUUCAGAGCGUUGUGUAUCACAUGAUCAGGCAUCCCAAGGCUUGGUCGACGGCCCGCGACGAGAUCGAUGCCGCCCGUGCCCAAGGGCGCUGCCAACAUCGCGUUGUUUCGUCGCACGACGCCCAGAGCCUGCCUUAUGUACAAGCUUGCGUGAAGGAGUCGCUGCGCUUGUUUAGCCCAACGACCAUGGGAUUGCCUCGUAAGGCCCCGAAGGGCGGCAUCACCAUCGCAGGCCGACACUUCGCAGAGAGCACCACUCUCAGUGUUUCUUCGCAGUAGGUUUGCGCGC